Messenger RNA from Daldinia childiae, 1071 nucleotides. RefSeq names its product Trimethyllysine dioxygenase. Bases 1 to 1071 code for a protein of 356 amino acids. Gene Ontology annotation, molecular function: trimethyllysine dioxygenase activity; iron ion binding. The transcript has 7 exons. The record is from RefSeq and is a predicted model, not a curated record. Gene Ontology annotation, biological process: carnitine biosynthetic process. Gene Ontology annotation, cellular component: mitochondrion. Lineage: Eukaryota; Fungi; Ascomycota; Sordariomycetes; Xylariales; Hypoxylaceae.
AUGGUAACACUCGCGAAGGCCAAAUAUAUGGUUACGAGGAUACCUGAAGAUAUUGAGCCCUCUCAGAUUGAUGUAGACCACGAUGGAGUCAGGAUACAGUGGGCAGAGGAUGAACACGAAAGUUUCUAUCCAUGGGACUUUCUUAAAUUCUACCUGAACUCCGAUAAAAGAGCACCGGAGCCUAUUGAUAUUUCGGAGCACAAGGACCACAGGGUUCACAAAACUGGCCCCCAUCUUUGGAAUACCGGAUUUUUUUCGGCAAACGAAACUAAGGCCGUCGGCAGUUUGACGAGUUUCAUCAGGCGCAAUGGUUUUGCAUUUGUUACUGGAGUGCCAGUUGACUCGGCAGAACCAACUAAGAAGCUACUGGAGAAGAUUGCCUUUAUAAGACAAACACAUUACGGCGGCUUUUACGACUUCAUUCCGGACCUCGCCCAUGCCGACACCGCUUACACCAACAUAGAACUGGGAGCUCAUACUGACACGACUUACUUCACAGAUCCUGCUGGGCUGCAAGCGUUCCACCUCCUUUCUCACACCGACUUUGGCGCCGAGGCCUAUCCAGAAACAAACCUCGGAGGCAAAUCGCUACUUGUCGAUGGAUUCCAUGCUGCAGAUAUUCUCAAGAAAGAGGACCCAAAGUCGUUUGAUAUACUAAGCCAAGUCAAACUUCCGUGGCAUGCUAGCGGUAAUGAGGGGAUCACUAUAUCGCCUGACAAACCGUAUCCAGUUCUCGAGGUAGAUGAAAGCAGUGGCAAGACGCAUCGAGUUAGAUGGAACAACGACGAUCGUGGAGUCGUCCCCUUCGACACUGAAUACUCUCCAGAUGAGUGGUAUAGGGCCGCAAGGAAGUGGCAUGACAUCCUGACAAGAAUGUCUAUGAUGUACUGGUUUCAGCUCAAGCCGGGCAAUCUUCUAGUAUUCGACAACUGGAGGGUUUUGCACGGUAGAAGCGCCUUUACUGGAGUGCGAAGGAUAUGCGGUGGAUAUAUCAAUCGGGAUGAUUUUAUCUCGAGAUGGAGAAACACUAAUUACCCACGGGACGACAUCCUGAAGCAAAUUAUAGGCUAA